CAGCGCGAUUGCAAGCCGCGAAAUUCGUACUUCGACAAAGCAUGUCAGCUGAAUUCUAGUCAUAAAAUCUACUUUAGUGGAUAUCCAGGCAUAAGAAUUUUUUGUUAUUUUUUUAACGGAGGAGUUUCGCUCAUGAUUCGCAUGUAGUGGCUGUUAAACUGAUACAAUGAUGGCUGCACCUAGACAAGUCACUACAACAUCCACAGGCAAUUUUCCUCAACAAAUGAUGACUCCAUCUGGACAAAUCAUUGUAACGUCCAUAGGUAAUUUUCCUCAACAAAUGAUGACUCCAUCUGGGCAAACCAUUGCAACAUCCAUAGGUAAUAUUCCUCAACAAAUGAUGACUCCAUCUGGGCAAAUCAUUACACUGGCCCCAGGUAAUAUUCUUCAACAAAUGAUGACUCCAUCUGGGCAAGUCACUGCAACAUCCACAGGUUGUUUUCCUCAGAAAAUAAUAUCUGUAUCAGGAAAAUCUGCAAAUAUUGCCAAUCAGUCUGACUUAAUGCCAAUUCAUGCUGAUCAAGCUCUCAUGCAAUAUGGAAUAGUUGCAAAUCAACAGUCUGUUUCUAGUCCUAAAGCAGUGACAAGCAGUCAAAAAGAAAAAAUGCAUAUGUUUCAAAAUCAACUGAUACCUUUGCAACCUAAUACAGUUUAUGUAUCCACUAUGCCUGUUCAAUCUUCAACUCAAAGAUUUAAUGGGAACAAUGUCAGCGAAAUAUUAUCACAACCUCAAGUUAUGACUACUCAAGCUUCUGGGACUAUGUUAAAUCAAGCUCAGUUACUAGGCAUACAAGCAAUAAGUCCUUUACCACCUGAUUUACCUUGGACACACUUUCAACCUAAUCAGAAUCCGUUUAUCAUUUACAACCAGCAAGCAGGUAUGGCUGCUCAGCAGUUUCAGCCCCAAAUGGCAAUGCAUUUGCCAGUAGGCACUGCUAUGCUGCCUUUUACACCAACUCCAGCAACUGUAGCUACACAAAAACAAAUACUGCACAAAUCGAUACCAAUAAAGAAAAAUGUAAUAAGAAAUAUUUUGCCGAGUCCAUCUCCAUCAAACCUUUCAUCGGCUACUGUAUCUUCUCAAAUGAACCGGGUACCAUCCAUUCCUGUGCCACAACAGAUGACUACAAACAAUCAUAUUUACCAUAAUCCAGUACAAUUUUACCAUGAUAAAACAAAAUCUACUGGAAUAGAAAACAAAGCUGUGUCUAAAAUUUCAACAACUCAGAAAUCUCAAGCAACAGUCGCUCCUUUCCCUCAAAUUUUGCAAACAACUAAUUCAUCAACAUCAACAAUAAUUACUGCUGUGCCAGUGACAUAUUCUAUUUUGCCAUUUGGAUCUUUUACUGUUGCAAGUUCUUCCACAAACACUCAAACGGCUGUUACAUAUGCUCAGAUGAACCAGGCAAUAUCCAUUCCCAUAAAACAGCGAUCUAAUGCAAGCAGUCAAACCUACCAAAUUCCAGUACAAGGCAUUAAUUAUCAAACAACAAAUGGAAUAGAAAGUAAAUCAGUGUCUAUUGAGACUAAAAUUUCCUUACCUCAGGAAUCGCAAACAACAGGCGCUCCUUUUUCUCAAAUUCUACAGACAAGCAAUUCACGAACAUCACUAAUGGCUUCUGUAGCAUCUUCUACUUUGAAUAUUGAAUCAUCUGCUGAUGCAAGUACUUCUCCAUCAAACAUUCAAACUGUUGCUGCACAUACUCAAAUAAACCAAGUAUCAUCCACUUCUGUGGCGCAAGAGAAAUCUAAGGCAAAGGAUCAAAUUUGCCCAAAUCUAGUUCAAAUUGUCAAUGAUAAAAUAAAAUCUGAGAUAGAAAGUAAGUCAGUAUGUGUUGAAACCCCACGGAAAUUGCAAACAAUGAUUGCUCCUUUUGCUAAUACUUUGCAAGCAUGUGUUAUAUCAACAAUAGAUGCUGUAUCUGUUGCAUCUUCUGCAUCAACCACUGCUUCAUCUACUAUGUCCGUCAUGGUUGGGUCUUCAGUUCAAAUGGAUACUUCCUUUUCAACUAUUGAUACUACUACUUCUAGUAUAUCAACUAUUCCUCCAGUUCCAUGUUUGACAAAUAAGGAAGUAUCUGAUUUUAACUUACAAUCAUUGUCUAAAUCGCAUAAUGAAGCUAUAGGUAUUUCACACCAAAUAAAAACAGUACAAUCUGGGAUGACUACUGAACAUGUGAAAUCUCGGCAAGCAGUGCAGGAGCCAUCUUUGAAGCAAGCUAAACAACCUCAGAAAGCUAUUGUUAAACCACGAAUGCUAACUCAUGUCAUUAAUGGAAUUGUUAUUCAAGAAGGCUUGGAACCAUUUCCAGUCAGCAAGCCCCCAUUAUUAGAUUUACCCUAUAACACAUUAUUACCUGCUAAGAAACUUGAGUCACCAAAAGAAAAGGAAGAUUCCCCAAUAGUUUCCAAUUCAGAAAAUAAGAGAAUUUUGAGGCCUCGAGGUAUUGUGGAAAUGGUUAAUUGUGAAUUUUGUGGAAAUUUAACACCCGAAUUCAGAUACAAGCGUUCAAAAUAUUUUUGCUCCAAAUACUGUGUUAAACUAUUUGAUAAGGACACUAUCAAACAUGUAGGAAUGCCAGCUUUAACAGUUCCAAGGCAUGUGGGUUCAGGUAAUCGGGGUCGUAAAAGAAAAAAGUUCAGAGGGAGAAGAUAUAAACAAAUAGAGUCACUUAUUGAAGAAGAGAACACAAAGACCAGUAUAGCCUUGGAAACUUCAAUACCUGAAAAUGGAACAACAGUAUCUUGCAACACAAAUGAAGAUAAUUCUGCACCUCUAUCUCAUAGUCUUCAUCAAAUUCCGAUGGAAGAAGAUGAAUUAAAUAAUGAAGUGGAUACAACUUCAAUACCUAAAAAUGAAACAACAGUAUGUUACAACACAGAAGAAGAUAAUUCUAUACCUCCAUUAGAUGGCCCUCAUCUAUUUCCGAUGGAAGAUGAAUCAAAUAAUGAAGUGGAAGUGGAAACAACUUCAAUACCUGAAAAUGAAACAGAGGUUUGUUGUAACACAAAGGAAGAUAAUUCUAUACCUCCAUUGGAUGGCCCUCAUGAUUUUCCGAUGGAAGAAGACGAAUCAAAUAAUGAAGUGGGAGUGGAAACAACUUCAAUUCCUGAAAAUGAAACAGAGGUUUGUUGUAACACAAAGGAAGAUGAUUCUAUACCUCCAUUGGAUGGCCCUCAUCAAUUUCCGAUGGAAGAAGACGAAUCAAAUAAUGAAGUGGGCGCAGAAACAGCUUCAAUUCCUGAAAAUGAAACAACAGUAUGUUACAACACAGAAGAAGAUAAUUCUGUAUCUCCAUUGGAUGGCCCUCGUCAGUUUCCGAUGGAAGAAGACGAAUCAAAUAAUGAAGUGGGAGUGGAAACAACUUCAAUACCUGAAAAUGAAAUAGAGGUUUGUUGCAACAGAAAGGAAGAUAAUUCUAUACCUCCAUUGGAUGGCCCUUAUCAAUUUCCGAUGGAAGAAGACGAAUCAAAUAAUGAAGUGGGAGUGGAAACAACUUCAAUACCUGAAAAUGAAACAGAGGUUUGUUGUAACACAAAGGAAGAUAAUUCUAUACCUCCAUUGGAUGGCCCUCAUCAAUUUCCGAUGGAAGAAGACGAAUCAAAUAAUGAAGUGGGCGUACAAACAGCUUCAAUUCCUGAAAAUGAAACAACAGUAUGUUACAACACAGAAGAAGAUAAUUCUGUAUCUCCAUUGGAUGGCCCUCGUCAGUUUCCGAUAGAAGAAUACGAUUCAAAUAAUGAAUUUGGAGUGGAAACAGCUUCAAUACCUGAAAAUGAAAUAGAGGUUUGUUGCAACACAAAGGAAGAUAAUUCUAUACCUCCAUUGGAUGGCCCUCAUCAAUUUCCGAUGGAAGAAGACGAAUCAAAUAAGGAAGUGGGAGUGGAAACAACUUCAGUAUCUCUAAGCGAAAUAACAGUAUGUUACAACACAGAAGAUAAUUCUGUACCUCCAUUGGAUGGCCCUUAUCAAUGUUCAAAUGGAGAAGACGAAUUAAAUAAUGAAGUAGGAAUGCCAAAAACAGAUUUAUCUCAAAAGUUACCUAACGAAUGGACGUCACUUGUUGGAGAUGAGAACACAAAGGCCAGUAUAGCCCUGGAAACAACUUCAGUACCAGAAAAUGAAACAAUGGGGUGUCGCAAUACAACGGAAGAUAAUUCUGUACCUCCAUCGGAUAGCCCUCAUCAACUUCCGAUAAAAGAACACGAAUCAAAUGAUGAAGUGAGAGUGACAAAAACUGAUUUCUCUCAAAAGUUGCCUAGUAAAUGGACGGUAGAUGAAGUAUUUGAAUUUGUUCAAAACUUUCCCGAUUGCUCUGAAUAUGCUGACAAUUUCAAAUCUCAGGAAAUCGAUGGCCAGGUGUUGCUACUUUUGAACGAAUGUCAUCUAAGGACAAAUUUAUGCAUGAAGCUUGGACCAGCAUUAAAAUUGCUAUCUCAAAUCAGAAGAAUGGAAGAGAAACUACAGUCGCAGCUGCCUGACACUUUAGUUGUUUAAAUCACAGCGAAAUAGGCCUUUCAUUUUAUUAUUAAACCGGUGAACCAAUCGCUUUUGAUUUAACCGAGUUGUUACAUUUGAUACUCAUCCCAGUGCCUAACAAAUAUAAACCGAUUAUUUAUGUAAAUAAAUCUGAAACACCUAAAAUUUUGUGUUCUAUAUAAAUUUAAACUGUUUAUUAAGUUUUCAUCAAAUUUUGAUGACAAAUACUGUUAAGAAUUAGGAAGAUUUUAAUGAGGUUACCUCCAAGUUUUAAUUAAUUAAAAACUUCUAUUGCAUAUGCACUGCAUUGUAAAAGCAAAAAAUAAACCAUUGGAGCUUCAAACAAUUGUUUAAUGCAUUGAAUUUAACUCUUAAAUAUAUAUUGUUGCCGUCUACAUCCAGUUCCACUUAAUUUUAUUUAAAAACCUGAGUGCUUUUGUUGAGUGUGCUGAGUGAGUGCUAACGCACGUUGAUAACCAUAGAAUUUACUUUUACAUUUGAAUGUGGGUGGGUGGGUGAUGAAGUUCAGUGUGUUACCUGAAGAGAUAGUUUCUAUUGUCGAGUUCCCUAUAACGGAGUUAUCUGUCUAAUAGUUAAAAAAGUACUUCGGGUCUGUUAUCAGGUAAGCUAUCAAUGUUUGAUGUUGUAUUUGAAAAUUAUAUUAGAUACAAGUUAGAUUUUAGGGAAAUACUGUAUGUUGUUAAAACUCUACAUACAACUUUUUUCAAAAUAUACCAUAUUAU
Molecule: messenger RNA, 5223 nt
Organism: Argiope bruennichi
Lineage: Eukaryota; Metazoa; Arthropoda; Arachnida; Araneae; Araneidae
Product: polyhomeotic-proximal chromatin protein-like
Exons: 11
Coding region: 167-4498 (1443 amino acids)
Cellular component (GO): PRC1 complex
Molecular function (GO): protein binding
Source: RefSeq, a predicted model, not a curated record